AUGAGUCGGAAACAAGAAGAAAUAGCACACCCUUCUGUGAAUUUUAACUGGAAUGUGUUUCCUGUCACAAGGCUAGAAGAGUCUCAAAUGUCAACCCCUUUAGGGUGUAUUUAUAGUCCCUUCAACAGCUCCAAUGUGCCACCUCAAACCAAAAGUUUGCCCAUUUCUUGCACAACCUGUCAAGCUGUUUUGAAUCCGUUUAUCAAGUUGGACAGGAAAAAUGGUAUGUGGUGGUGUCCGUUCUGUCAAAAGAGAACUUAUUUACCCGAGUCAAUAAACAUUCCGGAAAUUGCAACAACAGUCGAAGAUUGGCCAAUAGAAAUGAGGGAAACAAGCACUACAAUUGAUUACGAGUUGCCCCAUGAUAUCAUUGAGAACACAACUAUGUCUUUCCCGUUGACUUAUUAUUUUGUGAUUGAUAGAUAUCAACCUUCAGAAGAAAAUUCUUUGGCUAGAUUGCUAGAUUCAAUAGUGUCAACAAUAAAGAACAUUCCUUUAGGGAGCAUGAUUGGGAUAAUGACUUUUAACAAAUCAGUUCAAUUACAUAAAAUUAAUACCAAGGAAACAGUCGAGAUAUCAAGUAAUGAUAUCUCUAAUUGUGACAAAUACUGGAAGUUAUUUGAAAAACUGGCCGUUGACCAGUUACUAAAUAGACUUGGUUUGACCGGUAGACUGCCAGAAUUAGACUUGAAUGAUCUUUUGAGAAAUGAAUAUUUAAUAGAGCUAUCGGAGAAUAACAUUGAUUCAAUUAUCAAUUACAUAUUGAAUAUCAAGCCAACAUACACCGAAAAACACAAGCCCCCAAGAUCAACAGGUCUUGCUCAUUAUGUCUAUUCCAUCAUGCUUUCUCAAUCGGGACUUAAAAACUUUAUUGGAAAAGUUUUGUUCUUUACUAGUGGUGCAUGUACAGAAUUUCCCGGGAAAAUAGUGGAUGGAAACUCCUCAAUCAGAUCACAUAAAGAUAUUUAUGAUCUUGAAGCGCCAUUUUUUCCAGAGGCAUCAAAAUUCUAUACCGUUUUGUCUUAUAUUGCAAAUGGUCAAUCAAUAGCUCAAUCUAUUGAAAUUGUGAAAUCAUCAUCUUCCAAAACUACUCAGUAUAAUAUUGAUCAGACAUCCCCAGUAUGGGCUGUCAACUUGUACGCUGGGUCAUUGGAUCAGAUAGGCGCAUAUGAAAUGAAACCACUCAUAACCAAUACCAUGGGUUCUUUUUUCUUGACUGAAACACUUGGUUCUUAUCAGAUCAAAGAUAUGAUCAUAGAGGCUAUUGGCUUGAGUCAUCACAAAGCAGUUUUGGAAGUGUCCACUUCUAUUGGGUUAAAAACAUCAAAGUUGAUAUUUAGUGGAGGGUAUGCACUACCAUCUUCCUACCACAAGUCCUCUAAAUACAACCACUUAUAUCACAUUAAAAUAGACGACGAGCUUGGUGAAUUUGAUUCCCCACAUGCCAAAAAGGUCUUUACUAAUCGAUGGAAGUUUAAUGAACUAAAAGAGAAUGACACAUUAUCAUUGUUUUUCAAAAUGGAGUCUGCAAAAUCAACUGAAGAUCUCAGCAACGGUUCCAUAUCUGAGGUUUUUAUUCAGUUUAGCUUGAAGUUUUGGGAUGUGGUUAAAAAGAAAUGGAUUACAAGAGUUACCACCGUUCGUAAACCAACAACUUUAUCUUAUGUGAAAACAAGCACAGGAAAACAGAAACAUCAAAGCAUGAUCUUGAAAGAGCACAAGUUCACACUAGGUUUUGAUCAAAGAGUUUGGACUAUUUUAUUAACCAGGUUGCUAAUCAACAAAAUUGACACAAAUCUUGGCUAUUCCUCUUUUGACGAAUUAGUGGAGCUUAUUGAUAGAACAAUAAUCAAGCUACUUCAUUAUUUUGGAGGGAUCACAGUGACAAACAAUCACACUGCAUCUUCGAACCCGUACUACCGCUUACAGACAAUGUAUGAAUUGAAUCAAAAAUUCAAAGAGUUGCCAUCCUUAAUUUACAGUUUAAGAAAGAAUUCAGAUUUAAUCAAGAUUUUCAAUUCAAGUCCAGAUGAAACUACAUAUUAUCAUUCAUGGUUUUUAAAGAUGAAUAUGCCUUUUUCAAUAAAAGUUAUUGAGCCAGUGUUAAUCAACACCACAGAUAGCAUCACUCGAUUACCACUAGAUUCAACUUGUUUUGAUUUGGCUCCAAAUGAUUCAUUUUUAAUACUUGACACUGGAUUUACCUUAACAUUAUAUUACAAAUGCCACCACCAAAACAAGCUAAACUUGCAUCCUUCUGAUAAUGAUUUUAUGAUAGAAAAUAAAGACCCAAAGCUUCCAUGGGAUAUCAUUGAAAAAUACAUUUCUGAACGCCAAGUUAUUCCAAGAAUUGUCGUAACUCAAACCAAUCAUUCACAAUCAAGAUUUUUGAUGUCGCGAUUGAAUCCAACAGCUUCAGACUCAACAAAAGAAAAUCAGUCACAAGUAGACAGUAAUAAAGGUGGGUUCUGGUCAUUUUGGACCAGCAAUAAUAGAAAGAGUUCCAACUUGAUUGCGGAAGAUAUAAGCUUAAAAGAAUACUAUGACGAUUUAAUUGAACAAGUACAAAAAUUCAAAAUUUAG
Molecule: messenger RNA, 2583 nt
Organism: Candida dubliniensis CD36
Lineage: Eukaryota; Fungi; Ascomycota; Pichiomycetes; Serinales; Debaryomycetaceae
Exons: 1
Coding region: 1-2583 (860 amino acids)
Biological process (GO): endoplasmic reticulum to Golgi vesicle-mediated transport; COPII-coated vesicle cargo loading; intracellular protein transport
Cellular component (GO): endoplasmic reticulum exit site; COPII vesicle coat
Molecular function (GO): zinc ion binding; GTPase activator activity
Source: RefSeq, a predicted model, not a curated record